AUGGCCAUGGCCUCCACUGGCUUGGACAGCUUAUUGAGACAUGAUUCCUCCUUUCUCCCAGAGGUAUGGGCUUGGUUCGGAAUCGGGGUUACCGUUAUCCUCUUACGAUUCGGGGUGAGGAUCAGGAUGGUUGGCUUUCGAGGGUUCGCAGGUGAUGACUACAUGACGAUAACGACACUCGCAAUGUACACUUGCGAUGCCGCGUUUGUGGAUAUAUGCUAUAGGUGUGGGACGAAUGUGGACGUACCUCCAGCUACGAUAGACGGGUUAACGGACCCGGAACGUGAACGAUUAAGAUACGGGUCGAAGAUGCAACUUGCUGCCUGGUAUUCCUAUACGGCCCUUAUUUGGUGCAUGAAGGCCACGCUGCUCUUCUACAAACGCCUGACGUUUGGGCUUUGGCAACACAGAGCCCUGAAAUACCUGGCAUGUUUUACUGCCGCGUCAUUCUACCAGAAUUGGAACGUGAGGCCUCUUCCGCCGAGUCAGUGUACACUGAAGAAGCAAAAUUUCCUAGUGACGGUCGUUCUCAACGCUCUUACAGACGCUGCCAUCCUCUGCAUACCGCUGCCAAUGCUUAGGCAGCUGAAGGCGCCACUUUACAAGAAAGCACUGGUUGCUUUGCUGCUGUGCUCUGGCCUGUUCGUCAUAACAGCAGCCAUCAUCCGCGCAGCCGUCACCCUGGGGUCCUCGCCGUCGAGCAUAACAAUCAACCGCUGGGGGGUCCGAGAAACCAUCAUUGGGAUCCUGUCGAUCAACGCGCCCAUUCUGCGCCCGCUCUUCACGCGCAGCUUCUGGACCGGCGUGAGCGUGAACGAGACGAGGAUAAACGCGGCCGCGAAUGCGCCAGCGGAGGACUCGCCAAGGCGGCGGAAACGCGUGUUUGGAAGCAAGAGCAGCAGAUCGGACAACACGGAAAGUAGCGGCACGCCCAAGAAGCUCUCCAAGUCGGACAGCGCUGCUUUUGGAGUCGACACCAACGUACCGGGAUAUUCGGUGAAUGAGGGCGACAACUCGUCGCAGGAGAACAUGGUCGGGCGGGACGAAGAGGAGGGAAUCGAGCUGGCGCCGCUCGCGGAGGGGCAUGACGAGGAGGAGGCAAGCGUCAGGCUGCAGCGGCCGGAGAACGUCGUGUACGUGGAGCGAUCGUACGCAGACAAACCGCCCUGUGACCGCUGCCGCGCCGCGGGCCGCGCAGACCAAUGCCGCUUCCCGCCGCCCGGCACCUCCGCCAUCCACCGGCAGUCGAAGCGCCGCCGCCAGACCUCUGGGGUUCCAGCUCCCCUCGAGAACCCCUCGCCCUCCGCCCGCCCGCCGCCCGCCUACGCCAACGACGGCUCGGCUGCCGUGCGCGCCCUGUUCCCCGCCGGCCUCGACACGUCGCUGCAGGACGUCGACGGCUUCCAGCUGCUGACGGACGAGGUCAAGAACAGCUAUCUGCGCUGCUCCUACAAGUGGAGCUUCCACCACACCCCGACCCUCCUGGCCCGCGUCAGCGAAAAGACCCUCGACCCAUGGGUUGUGUGGGCCAUCCUGGCGCUUGCCGUAAGGUUCAGCCGCCACGCCCCGGGGCCCUACGCCACCCCGACUGAUGCCAGCAAGGCUUUCGCCGCCCAUGCUCGCCACAUCCUCCAGCCCGAGAUCGAGACGCCCAGUCUUUCGCGCAUCCAGGCCCUGCUGAUGCUGACCGGCCACGACUGGGGUGCCGGCAACGGCAGGAGGGCUUGGUUCUACCUGGGCAUGGCCAUCCGCAUGGUCCAGAUCCUGAAUCUCUGCGAGGAGCCUCCGCUUUCGGCCAGCGCCGUGGUGAGCCCCCGUGACUUCAUCGUCGCCGAAGAACGCCGCCGCACCGCCUGGACCUGCUUCCUGAUGGACAGCCUUUUGAGCGGCGGCAAAGGCCGGAAGCGCUCUCUUUCUGCCGCGGACAUGAGAAUCCAGCUGCCUUGUGAGACCGACCUGUAUGUCUUUGGUGAAGCCGUGCGAUGCCCAAGGGUGGACGGCUCGUUCAGUCCCCAUUCCGCCAUCCUGCCCCUGGGCAACCUUGGCGUCAUUGGAUUCAGUCUGCGGAUUGCCGAUGUGUGGGGCGCCGUGGCGUCCUGGGCCUGUUCGAACCUCAUGGACGAAGAGCUGCCGUGGGUGCCGACUUCCAGAUUUCACCAGCUCUCUGCCUCCCUUCGGGCGUGGUCGCAAUCCCUCCCGGUCCGGCUCCACUACAGCAUCUGGACUCUGGAGGCCCACAAUGCGCUUGAGCAGGGCCAAGGCUUCAUAUACAUGCACUGCAUCCAUUUCAUGAGCUUGAUGUUUCUUCAUCGGGCGUACCUGCCGGUGCUCGGGCCUGGUCGGGACUCCCAAACCAACGGCGUCGGCCCCCGGGAAAGUUUUGAUUGGGCCGAGUGGCGCAAAUCGUCGAGAAGAGAGUUGUUCGAAGUGGCGACCACUGUGUGCAAAAUGGUCGACAAGAUCCAGUCUUUUGGCUUCUACUUUGUCCGCGGACUCGUUCCCUGGAUUGGCUUCACGAUUUACACCGCCGUGGGUGUCAUCGUCUACCGGAACAGCUUCCAUUUCGACGACGUGGAUGGGGUCAUGACCAUGGCCAAGAGCAAGGAACAGAUUGUUCGAGGAUGCACGUUCCUGAAAGAGAUGAAGGAGCAGUGGCCAAUGGCCCAACAAUGGUUUGAAACCAUCAAACGCAUGCAGGCCUGUUACCGUAGGGUCCACGUUGAGGGUGGUGGUAGCAUUCCGGACGCCGAGCAGCGAACCAUUCGCAGUGCGAUGAUCGACUAUGGCGCUCUUCAGCCGUCGCCCGUGCAGCCCGAUGAAGAAGGCAGCAACCAAGCAGUACCAAGCUCAAAUCCGCUUGAUGCAAGCGUUCCCGCCAGGGCUGAGUCUGCAGGGGCCACGAACCCUGUGGAUCAGGUCAUCACCGACGAUGCUUUCCUCACCCAGGAUUGGUCUAAUGUAGACCUGAAUAUCUCCGACGCGGAUCUAGAUGCCAUGUUCAUGAACGCGACCCAAGACUUCUGGGCGAGCUUUCCUGGUGAAGUGGGAUAUCUUCAUGUUUAG
This is a messenger RNA of Diplodia corticola, 3063 nucleotides long. RefSeq names its product transcriptional regulatory protein. Lineage: Eukaryota; Fungi; Ascomycota; Dothideomycetes; Botryosphaeriales; Botryosphaeriaceae. The record is from RefSeq and is a predicted model, not a curated record. The transcript is spliced from 11 exons. Gene Ontology annotation, molecular function: zinc ion binding; DNA binding. Gene Ontology annotation, cellular component: nucleus. Gene Ontology annotation, biological process: DNA-templated transcription. Bases 1 to 3063 code for a protein of 1020 amino acids.